Cyprinodon variegatus (sheepshead minnow) is the source of this 3757-nucleotide messenger RNA. Its product is annotated as NACHT, LRR and PYD domains-containing protein 3-like. Gene Ontology annotation, molecular function: protein binding. Bases 41 to 3673 code for a protein of 1210 amino acids. NCBI's taxonomy places the organism in Eukaryota, Metazoa, Chordata, Actinopteri, Cyprinodontiformes, Cyprinodontidae. The record is from RefSeq and is a predicted model, not a curated record. The transcript has 11 exons.
UCCGGAAACACCCAGCUCUCCUCCACCCAGUUUUCGCACAAUGAAAAAAAAAUCUAUGAAGGUUGAAAAACAGUUCAAAGACAGAGAUCAGUCUGUAAAUCUGAGUGUCGACCAAGAGGUCCAAGGUGAGGGCAGUGAUCCCUCUGUCCUUCAGCAUCAAAGAGAACUGGAUGCAGUAUUUAAGCUCCUUGAGGAAAACCUUUGGACUUUCAUGAAGGCUGAGCUGCAGAAGUUUCAGACCAUUUUGAGCUGUGAUUCCUCAGAGGCUUCAGAAAGUCCGAGGAAGAAGGAAGGCGUGAGGAGCACCGAAGACGAAGAGCAGGCGAAGCGUAGCAGCGACACAUUUCUCAAACUUGCUCUGCAGUUUCUGAGAAGAAUGAGGAAAGAUGAUCUGGCUGAUUGCCUUUGGAACAGAAGUCGUGCGACUGAAUGUUCGCAAAAAUUAAAAUCUAACUUGAGACAAAGGUUCUGCUGUGUGUUUGAGGGGCUCGCCAAAGCAGGAAAUCCAACCCUCCUGAACCAGAUCUAUACAGAGCUCUACAUCACAGAGGGGGGGGCGGGAGAGGUCAACCAAGAACACGAAAUCAGACAAAUUGAAGCGGCGUCAAGGAAGCAACAUGUCGAAGAAAAGCCGAUCAGACAGGAAGACAUCUUUAAAGCCUCCUCUGAUGCGGAGAAGCCCGUCAGAACAGUGAUGACCAAAGGCGUGGCCGGCAUCGGGAAAACAGUCUUAACCCAGAAGUUCACUCUGGACUGGGCUCAAAACAAAACCAACCAAGACAUCCAGUUCAUCUUCCCCUUCACCUUCAGAGAGCUGAAUGUGCUGAAAGACAAAAGGUUCAGUUUGGUUGAACUGGUCCAUCGUUUCUUUAACGAAUCCAAACAAGCUAAACUCUGCAGGUUGGAGGAAUUCCAGGUUCUGUUCAUCUUCGACGGCCUGGAUGAGUGUCGGCUUCCUCUGGACUUCCACAACAACGAGAUCCUGACUGAUGUGACGGAGUCCACCUCCAUGGAUGUCCUGCUGACGAACCUCAUCGUGGGAAAGCUGCUUCCCUCCGCUCUCAUCUGGAUCACCACGCGACCCGCGGCGGCCAACCAGAUCCCGCCUGCGUGUGUCGACGUGGUAACAGAUGUGAAAGGGUUCACCGAUGCACAGAAGGAGGAGUACUUCAGGAAGAGAUUUAUGGAUCAGAAGCAGGCCAGCAGGGUCAUCUCCCACAUCCAGUCAUCCCAAAGCCUCCUGGUGAUGUGCCACAUCCCGGUGUUCUGCUGGAUCAAUGCCACUGUUCUAGAAAAUGUGUUAAAAACAGGGCAGGGAAGAGAGCUGCCCAAGAACCUGACUGAAUUAUACAUCCACUUCCUGCUCGUUCAGACCAAAGUCAAGCAGGUGAAGUAUGACGGCGGAGCGGAGGCCGAUCUAAUCUGGAGUCCAGAGAGCAAGAAGAUGAUCGAGUCUUUGGGGAAAUUGGCUUUUGACCAGUUGCAGAGAGGAAAUCUGAUCUUCUAUGAAUCCGAUCUGACAGGUUCCGGCAUCGAUAUCAGGACAGCCACGGUUUAUUCCGGAGUCUUCACCCAGGUCUUUAAAGAGGAAAGAGGGAUUUACCAAGAAAAGCUGUUCUGCUUCAUCCAUCUGAGUGUUCAGGAGUUCCUGGCUGCUCUCCACAUCCAUCUGACCUUCGUUAACUCUGGAGUCAACCUGCUAGAUGACAAAAAAGGAACGCAAAGAGUAUCUAAAGUCUUUAAAAACAAACCUUAUCCUAAGAAACUUUACCAGACUGCUGUGGACAAAGCUUUACAAAGUCCAAACGGUCACCUGGACUUAGUCCUUCGUAUCCUCCUGGGUCUUUCUCUGCCGUCCAAUCAAAGGCUUCUUCGGGGCCUGCAGACUCAAAUGACAAACAGCUCACAAACCAAUCAGGAAACGGCCGAAUAUAUCAAGAAGAAGAUCGACGACAGCCAGUCUGCAGAGAAAAGCAUCAAUCUGUUCCACUGUCUGAAUGAGCUGAACGAUCACUCUCUGGUGGAGGAGAUCCAGCAGUACCUGAGAUCGGGAAGUCUCCGCACACGAAAACUGUCUUCGGCUCAGUGGUCAGCUUUGGUCUUCAUCUUACUGUCAUCAAAAGAAGAUCUAGACGUCUUUGAGCUAAAGAAAUACUCUGCUUCAGAGGAGACUCUCCUGAUGAUGCUACCGGUGGUCAAAGCCUCCAACAAAGCUCUCCUGAAUGACUGCAACCUCUCUGAGAAAAGCUGGGAAGCUUUGUCAUCAGUCCUCAGUUCCCAGGCUUGUUGUUUAAGGGAAUUGGACCUGAGCAACAACAACCUGGAGGAUGAAGGAGUGAAAGCCUUGUCCGCUGGGGUGACGAGUCUGAAGUCGCUACGGUUAGCUGACUGUGACCUGACCCGGAGGAGCUGUGAGACUCUUUCCUCUGUUCUUAGCUCAAAGUGCUCCAGGCUCAACUGUCUGAGUCUGAAUUACAACAACCUGCAGGAUGCAGGAUUGCAGCAGCUUUCCAAUGGUUUGAAGAGUCCAUACUGUAAACUUCAAACUGUCAGUUUGGCUGGAUGUAACCUCUCAGAGCAAAGCUGUGAAGCUCUGGUCUCGGUUCUCAGUUCUCCUUCCUGCUGCCUUCGCUCUCUGGACAUGAGCAACAACAACCUGGGAGAUUCAGGAGUGAAGCUGCUCUCUGUUGGACUGGAAAAUGAACACUGCCACAUGGAGACAAUUGGACUUUGUGGAUGCCAGCUGUCAGAAAGCUGCUGUAAAUAUCUAUCAGCGGUGCUCAGCUCCCAGUCCUCCAAGCUAAGAGAGCUGGACCUGAGUAACAACAAUCUGAGAGAUCCAGGAGUGCAGCAGCUGUCCUCUGGCCUGGGGAGUCUUCACUGCAAGCUGGAAACUCUCAGGUUGUCAGGCUGCCUGGUUACAGGGAAAGGUUGCAGUUAUCUGGCCUCAGCCUUGAGCUCCAACCCGUCUCAUCUGAGAGAACUGGACCUGAGCUACAACCAUCCAGGACUUUUGGGGAAGCAGAUGCUGUCCUCUGAUCAGAAGCUGUCCCCCUGGAAACUGACCACUCUCAGGUUGGAUCAUGGAGGAGAGGAAAGGUUAAAACCUGAUGUGAGGAAGUAUUUCUGUGAACUUGAAGUGGACAUGAAUUCAGUCAACAGAAAACUCAGACUUUCUGACAACGACUCCAGGUUUAGCGUGGGGCAAGAGGAGCAGCCGUACCCGGAUCAUCCUCACAGAUUCCAGCAGUGCUGGCAGCUGAUGUGUAGAAACGCAGUGACUGGUCGCUGUUACUGGGAGGUGGAGUGGAAGGGAGGAGUUCUCAUCUCGCUGAGCUACAAAGGAAUCGGGCGAAGAGGAAACAGAGAGGACUGCAGAUUUGGGAGGAACGAUCAGUCUUGGGCUCUGGAGUGCUCUGAUGUCUUUGGUUUGUCUGCCUGGCAUGUUAACAGAGAAACCAACAUCCCUCCUCUUUCUAACAGCCAGAGAAUCGGAGUGUUUUUAGACUUCCUCGCAGGAACUCUCUCCUUCUACUGCACCUCCUCCGAGACGCUGGUUCACCUCCACACCUUCAGCACCACCUUCACUGAACCCGUUUAUCCGGGCUUUGGUUUGUGGACUGGAGCAUCAGUGUCAUUGUGUUCAGCAGAUUCAAGCAAACCCACAGCUUAACGCUGCCACACUGUAAAUAUAACAGCAAUACAAUCAAUAACAUAAAAAAAGUUGAUUUAACAUCUAAAAUAUACACUUAUUAAA